CGAGAGUAGAAACAAUUGUCCCUAUCACCUGGCAACGGCGCAUCUAAGCCGGCAAGCAUACCUUCUUUAGUUGGCUGAUCUAGAGAGUUACAGCACUGUGGCAACAUAUAUCACAUUUAGUCCACGAUGGCAACACAGCAAGUAGAUGGCGCUCAGCUGGCGCCAAGCAGUCAGCCACUAACCGUUGCGAUUGGGCUCAUUGGUCCAGGACUUAUUGGGAGUGCAUUCCUGCGGCAAUUAUUGAAACAGGCCCCCAGACUCCUUGCCCCUCUGCACGCCAGCAGCCUGACAGUAGUGGGGGUCGCCAACAGCCGCCGCAUGCUGCUGCGGAGCUCUGUCGCUGUUGCUUCUGCCGAGGGCUCCUGGGAACAGCAGCUGACCAAUGAGGGUGAGCCCAUGGACCUCUCACGCUUCAUCUCCGCCAUAGCUGCGGCCGCCUCGCCAGCCUCUUCCUCCUCCGGCUCCUUCCCUGCCCCUGCCCCGCGCCCCUGCGGUGUGCUGGUGGACUGCAGCGCCUCUGAGGAGGUGGCGGCCGCCUACCCGGCCGCAGUGAGGGCGGGGCUACAUGUCAUCACGCCCAACAAGAAGUUCGGAGCGGGCCCGCUAGCGCGCUACCAGGAGCUGAUGAGGCUGUCGGAGCGCUGCCAGCGCCGCUUCAUGUACGAGGCCACAGUGGGUGCUGGGCUGCCCGUCAUCUCCACCCUGCAGUCGCUCAUGCAGACAGGCGACCGCAUCAUCCGCGUCGAGGGCAUCCUAUCCGGGACCCUGUCGUACAUAUUCAACACCUACAAGCCCGGCAUGCGGUUCAGUGACGUGGUGGCGGACGCCAAGGCCAAGGGCUACACGGAGCCCGACCCACGGGAUGAUUUGUCAGGUCUGGAUGUGGCGCGCAAGGUGGUGAUCCUGGCUCGCGAAGUGGGGCUGGCCGUGGAGCUAGAGGGCCUGCAGGUGGAGAGCCUGGUGCCGCAGCCGCUGAGCGACCCGGGGGUCACUUCUAUCGAGGCGUUCAUGCAGGGGCUGCCCCAGCACGAUGAGGCGAUGUCGGCCCGGGCCGCCGAGGCGGACGCGGCAGGCGGAGUGGUGCGCUACGUGGGCUGUGUGGAUGUGGAGGCGGGCAGCGCGGGAGUGUCGCUGCGGAGCUACCCCUCCGGCCACCCCUUCGCGCAGCUGUCCGGCUCCGACAACCUGCUUGUCAUCACUUCGGAGCGCUACCUGGAGAGGCCGCUCUGUGUGCGGGGGCCUGGCGCGGGGGCGGAGGUUACUGCGGCCGGCGUGUUCGGGGACCUUAUACAGGUCAUUCGGUCUCACCCUCGACUGUGAAGUGGUAAUCAGCUAGGAGCUCUUCGCAAGUGUGCAGCGCCCGCUGUUGUCUUCGUGAUGGCUUUGCUGGUAGUGAUGGUUAAGUGGCGAUACGGCGCUUGUGGCUAGUAGGCAUGGCAGAGCGGACUGGUGCUUGAAGGGAAUGGGAACGAAGCUGAGCUCAUCGCCCAGCAGAGCAUGUGCAGAUGUCUGGGAGGCGGUCCUAUCGGUGUGCGCAUGCACCCACAGGUGGCCGAGCUAGCUACCUGCCACAUUAUUGCAGGUGUGCGUCCUGCAGCAGCCCAACGCCUAGUUCAUUCUCAGUAAGCCCGUAUGCCCGGACCAACUGCCGA
Molecule: messenger RNA, 1652 nt
Organism: Astrephomene gubernaculifera
Lineage: Eukaryota; Viridiplantae; Chlorophyta; Chlorophyceae; Chlamydomonadales; Astrephomenaceae
Source: the annotation of a GenBank genome assembly